This is a messenger RNA of Adineta steineri, 528 nucleotides long. NCBI's taxonomy places the organism in Eukaryota, Metazoa, Rotifera, Eurotatoria, Adinetida, Adinetidae. The record is from the annotation of a GenBank genome assembly.
AUGAAAGCUACUGCUGCCAGAUAGCCACAAGAAUCAGAAGAUUAUACUAAUGUACCAAAUCAACAAGAACCACAAGCAUUAACAACAGCUUUUUCACGAACAACAUGGUUAAAGAACAAUAUCAAGUUCAUCGUUCCUUUUGUUGGUGUUGCUGCUGUUGCUGUUAUAGUAAUGUACUGUAUAUUCAAAUCUGAGCACCAAAUUGAUCAUGGCAAUAUUAAGUACUUGAUCGAUAAUAGUGCAUCUAUUGAACUUAAUAAGAAAUUACUACCAUACUCGGGAAAGAAUUAUUAUUAUCGAGAUGAAAAAUAUAAAUAUACUUUAUGUAUGUAUCAACACUAUAUUGAUCCAACAACAACCACAAGCAUCUUCAUCAUUAACAACAGUGUUAAAGGACAACAACGUGGCCAUCGCAAUAAUUUGUCUCUACGUCAUAAUCAUCCUCUCCAUUCCACAUGUUAUGAACAAGCAUUAAUGAAUAUAUAUCCAAUUAUGGUGUUAAACUUUUCUUGUCUUGAUUAUGUUUAA